This is a messenger RNA of Mirounga angustirostris (Northern elephant seal), 1494 nucleotides long. RefSeq names its product ankyrin repeat domain-containing protein 26-like. The record is from RefSeq and is a predicted model, not a curated record. The transcript has 8 exons. Lineage: Eukaryota; Metazoa; Chordata; Mammalia; Carnivora; Phocidae. The coding region runs from base 182 to 1204 and encodes 340 amino acids.
GCUCUCUGUCUCUCAUUCUCUCUCUCGCAAAUAAAUAAAAUCUUAAAAAAUAAAUAAAUAAAUAAAAUUGCCCACAGAUCUAAAUUUAAAAAAAAAAAAAAAAAGUGAUACAGAAACUAAAAAAGUAAGGAACCCACUCGCUACGUUUGAAGUGAAAGAAGACCAAGAGUUUGACGUGCAAAUGGCAAAAAGUAUGAACCAAAAUAGCACUAAUUCUAAAUUAGACAUUGGACGUAUACCUCAGUCUAGUGAUUCAGAAAGCCGUUUCGACAAAAGGUUUUCCCGCUCCAAUGAGAUGAGACAAAUGGCUCAAAUAAAAAGGCACCAUAGUUCUGCCGUUACAAACAUUUACAAGAAAACAAAAGUCUUGUUCCAGAAGCCAUUCUGUGCAGUUAAUAACAGUACUAAUAACUAUAGAAGUAUGGAACCCGAAUUAGAAAAUGUGAGUUCUUCUCCACCAUGUAGUUACAGAACAUCAGAAGUAUGUCUAAAAGAAGAAUUACAGCAAGAUGUUCAAAAGUUUAAGAACGAGAUAGGCAUGUUACAGAUAGACAUCCGGGAUUUGGAAAAAAAGAAAGUUCAACUUCAAAAAGAGAUUAAUGAAGAAAAGAGGAGACACCAAAGUAAUGAGACGGCAGUAUUAGAAAACACAUAUGCUGUCGCUGCUGCUGCUGCUGGACUCAUUCAACAAAGAGAGAGUGGAAAAACUGAAAACCACCUCUUUCCUGUUGGGAAAAAGGAAGAUUCUGAUGGUAGUAAUCCUGGUUUGCAUAUGAAGGAAGUAAGGAGAGAUGAAAAUGAAAAAUGGACAUCAGAAGUAUCUGUGUUUACACCAGGGCUUGAGAAGGCGGAUUCCCUACCUUCUCAUCCACCACAAGUGAAUGAUGACAGCACUUCAAGUGAAAUGGAUCAGGAUGAAGUAAGACCUGCAAAGGAAACGGCUCAUGAAAAGAAAGAGGUCAAAAAGCAAAUUAAUUUUAUGGAUGACCUUGACUUAACUGAGUCAUCUGGAACAGCUUCAGAGGAUUCCAAGUUGCCUUGCUAUAAGUAUAUGAGUUGCAAGUCGCUAAUUGUACAAGUUGGCCAGGAUCGUAAAGAUUUACCUUCAAACAAGAAGAAGAAAAAAGAAGAAAUGCUGAUAAAUUAUAUGAAAAAAUGGAGCAAUUCAGAGAAAAAGAAGAGCAGUAUAAUGAAGUUGAAAUGAAACAAGUUGAAUUCAUCUUGCAACAGUAGGUGCGAAUUGAGGACUGUGAGAAAUAAUUUGGAUCAGGUUGUAGAAGAGUGAAAUGACGCUAAGUUACAACUUUCUCGAGAACAGAAUGCCAGAGUAUUAUAAGAUGGAAUUCUAAAGAAUCACCUUUGCAAACAAAAGGAGAUAGAAAUGUCUAAUAGUCAUAAAGAAGAAAAAGAUCUGUUGCCUAAAACCCACAUGUGGCAGGAUGAAAUUGCCAUGCUAAGACUGGAAAUAGACACAAUAAACAAUAAGAACCAGGA